AUGCUUUGCCUGAAAGGCCCACGAAAUGGUGAAGCCGCUUUUUGGUUUGAGACUGAUGAAACGCUGCGUUUUGGACUCCGAUGGCCGUCAGGUAGAGAGAAACGCAAGUCUUUGAUCUCUCUCUCUCACUCUCAGGUCUUGCCCUUCCGACUUCGAGUCGACUCAGUCAGGAGCUUUGUUAUGGCGGCGUGCUUGCGUGGUAUCUCGAAGAGAGUUAAUCUCUUACAGAGACGAGUAUACCCAUCGUGUGGUCAUCUAAUCGGCCAUGAUAAAGAUGAAACUCAAUCAUCUUCUCCGAUUUCUGAUACAAUGAUUCGUAAAGUGACUAACAGCAACAAGCUUAGCUCAAUGAUGUUAUUGGAGAGGCGAUAUCAAAAUCAGUCAUUCGCUGGGUCGUUGGGUCUUGGAUUGUCUUCGUGUCGCUAUAUGAGCUCUACACCACAGCCACCGGAAUGGUCUGAGAAAGUUGACGGAAUCGACUUUGUUGCGAGCGAGGUUGUAGCUCCACAUGAUUUUCAAGCCAUGGAAGCUGUGACGACGACGUUUCAAGCUGUUCCUGCUGUAAACGAGGUUGCUCUUGCAGCUGCGGACUCUGCUUUCCCUGUCGCUGCUUUGCAGCAUUUGAUUGAUGCUGUUCAUUCCUUCUCUGGCCUUAACUGGUGGGCUUCGGUAGCUUUGACCACUGUGCUCAUUCGUGGAGUUACAGUUCCUAUUCUUUUGAAUCAACUCAAGGCUACUUACAAACUCAAUGUUCUGAGACCACAACUUGAGGAGUUGAGACAAGAGAUGAGCACCAAGUCUUCGGAUCCUGAAGCCAUGGGAGAAGGCCAAAGGCGGAUGCAGUUAUUGUUUAAAGAACAUGGAGUAACUCCUUUUACUCCUCUCAAAGGACUUAUCAUUCAAGGUCCCAUCUUCAUCAGCUUUUUCUUUGCGAUCAGGAAUAUGGCCGAGAAAGUCCCAUCAUUUAAAACCGGUGGAACUCUUUGGUUCACCGAUCUCACCACUGCCGAUACUACAUACAUUUUGCCACUCCUCACUGCAGUGACUUUCUUGAUUAUGGUGGAGUCCAACAUGCAGGAAGGUCUAGAAGGAAAUCCAGUAGCGGGAACGAUGAAGAAGUUCUCAAGAAUCAUUGCCUUUCUCUCUAUUCCAAUUUUAAUAGGCAUUGAAAAUGCAUUGUUCUGUUACUGGCUCACUUCCAACCUGUUUACUCUUGGCUAUGGAUUAGCGAUAAGACGUCCUGAUGUGAGGAAGCUCUUGAAUCUCCCAGAUGUUAUCAUCUCUUCUACUACCAAGUCAUCGACUUCACCAUCGUCGCCUUUGCCAUUUUCCUUUCCGCAGCCAAAAGACCAAAACGUUGUUCAAGAAGAUCCUCCUAUGUCCACUUCCGAGUCAUCUGCGAGUGUUCCAGAUAGAAGAAUCUCACGGAGUUCUGUUCUGAGUCAGAGAAUCAGAACUCUGGAGAGACAACUCAAGGACCGAAAGAACAAGAAGUGA
Microthlaspi erraticum is the source of this 1497-nucleotide messenger RNA. The record is from the annotation of a GenBank genome assembly. Lineage: Eukaryota; Viridiplantae; Streptophyta; Magnoliopsida; Brassicales; Brassicaceae.